CUUCAACUCUAACAUACCAAAUAAAUCCAUAAAUAGAUAAAAUGUAAGAGGGGUGAUUCGAACCACUGACCUCUUGUAAUGAGAUUAUACUCUCAAACCACUCGAUCACGAGCUUCUCUCAGUGGAGAGUGUACAAACACUAUAUUUAUUACAUCUCCAACAUAAAAAGGCCCCACGAUAAAUCCUCCCACUCUCCUCUUCGUCUUUUCUCCUUCCUUUCUAUGCUGUUCUUUCUCUCUCUUCUUCCAGAAAAUUCUCUUCCUCUUUUUAGCUUAUUCUGGGCUUUCUCUUCUUCUUCUUUCUGGGCUUAAUAGCUACUUUUAUUCUUUGGUGUUGUGCUACUGAGUCUCAACCUGUGAAGAUUUUCUUGCUAUAUUCUUCCUGCAACUAGUAAGGUAUAUAUGAAUCUGUACCUUCUUCAACCCAGAUCGCAGAUCCCAUUUAUGCAAGCCAAGCCAAAUUGAAGAAGAUGAACAUGCAUGUCCAAAUUGUCCAGUGGUCCACCAAUUCAAAUAAUAAGAACAAGACGGAGAAUGACCUGCAUCUUCAAAUCUAUACCGAUAUUUCAACCGAAUCAAACCGUCAUUUCGGUAUGCCGACUCGUCGGUAUCCGACGGCAGCGGUACGGUAACGGUAUGAAUUUUAGAAAACCGACCAGCUUCGGUCGGUAGCCGAUAAUCGGAAAUUUGACUCGGUUUUGUACCGAAUCCACCCCUAAUCAUAUGUGGACGUGAUGCAGAUAAGGGACUUCAAAUCAAUAGCGUGUAUGUAGAUAGCGGACUAGUUGUGGGAAAAACAGACCAUCGGUUUGUAAUACUAGGAUCGGGUCAUAAGCAUGCUCGGAAGAUUGUUGACAAGAUGAUGGGCACCACAGAUGAGUCUAUGUACAACUACGAUUUGUCGGCUAAAGGCUCUUUGGACCUAUUUCUGAGAUCUUUAUUCAGUGCCACCUUUACCGAUAGGUUAAGUGGGGGACCUUUGCAUGUUUAUCGACUUCGCCUGCAUGGUCAAAGUUGGGAGCCCAUAUGUCACCGUGAUGUCUUGAAAGCUUAUGCGGACUAUUAUGAUGACUACGACGAAGAAAAGACUCUUUUCCUUAUCUUCAACAGUGCGAAGAUAUUCGAUCCAGUAUACUCGGAUGACCUUAAAAGCUUCUUCAGGGCAUAUGGAGAGAUAGAUAUUGCUCACCGCGUAGCCCAUAUCCCAAUAGCAAAGAACACUGGUUUUUAUUUUCACAGGUUAGUGUGCAAGACGGCUGAAGAUGCUACUCGUAUUCAUGACCACGUUAAGAAGGGUGGCGGUCCUCAUGGUCUAGAUCUGUCUAAAGUUCCUGUGCUUCUACGUGAGUUCCCAGAUGGAGUGUUCUUCCACACGAUGCAGCCAACCUUACGACUAUAUGUGAAUCGGUGCUCCAAGAGAUUGCUGCAAGUCAUACGUGAUUCUGUGUCGACCAAGUAGAGAUCGAGUUGGUGUUUCUCGGAGUUUAACCACAAACCAUUAGCUUUGUUGCGCCGUACCAACAGUCGAGGGCUCGAAUUACCUUAAGUAGAGAAAUGCUCUAGCUUCAGUCAAAUUUAAAUGAGCUUUUCUUUCACUUUUCACAAUGCUUUGGCUUUGAGCAGUUGGGUUGGCGCCACUGGGACAUAGAGAUAAUAUACGAUGUCAGUAGAAACUUAGGAUCAUAUGGUCUCUCUAACCAUACUCAUCAAUAUACGAGUCGGUGGAACAUAGUAUCAUCUGGUCUCUCUAACCAUACUCAUAACCUAUGCCUUGCAAAUUAUGUUAAACCAUGAUCAUUAGUAUUUCCAGUUUUCCACCAAGUCACCAACGGCAAAAGAGCCACAUAAUGCCAAUAUCAUACCCAAUUAGAUCAUCAAGAAUUUAACCAAUUUGGAAACUUCCAUUUGAAAGGAGCCAAUCCAGUCAAAGAAGCAAAAGUGAAGAUAGUGAGGGGAGCUGCCAUAUCAAAAAAAACAAGAAGGGAGCUGAAAUUUCAUUAUCACACUUUACACUUCAAGAUCAAAUUAGGCAGUCAUAGUUGUAUUCUACCAUCACAAUUUAUGUGAAU
Molecule: messenger RNA, 2068 nt
Organism: Rosa rugosa (rugosa rose)
Lineage: Eukaryota; Viridiplantae; Streptophyta; Magnoliopsida; Rosales; Rosaceae
Exons: 5
Coding region: 859-1458 (199 amino acids)
Source: RefSeq, a predicted model, not a curated record